AUGCGCGUGGUGUGCGAUAUAGAGGCAAGCCUGUUGGUCCACGCGGCAGCGCGCGUCUGUAAGGGAGCUAAGGCGCGUGUCGCCGGCGAGCUGAGCUCCGCCUGCUCGGGAAGGCGGGAUGGGAGCAUGAGCCGCGUCCCGUCGAAGUGGACUAGUACGCUCGGAGCCGACCUCCCUAUCCACCACGCGCGCGAAGUCUUUGCUGCUCCUGCGGGCGGCUCGCCAUGUCGCGUGGCUGCAGCAUGCAGCUGCUCUCUUGCACCCGCCUUCUACUCUCCCCGCGCACUCACGCUCUUCCCGCGCCUCCGCCGCAUCCUCCCGGCCUUCCUACCCAGCAACUACACCUUUUCCUUCCUUCUCACUGUCGUCGCUGCACCCCUGCUCCUCCCUCUUCCAAGCGGCGGCUGGUCUGCUCGCUGCACGCGCUCGCCGUCGCGCUCGGAUGGGACGCGCACCUCUACGUCUCAAAAGGGCCUCAUCCACGCCUACGUCGCCCGCAGCCACCUCGCCUCCACGCGCCGCGCCUUAGAUGACGCCUGCAGCAGGGACGCCUGCUGCUUGACCUCGCUCCUCACCGCCUACGCCAGGGCCGGGCAGCUGGACGAAGCGCGCGCCCUGUUCGACGGAAUGCCCCGCAGGACACCCGUCGCCUGGAGAGCGAUGCUCAGAGCCUGCGUGCGGCCUAAAAGGGCGGCCGUCGUCGGCGCGCUGGCCGCGUGCUGCGCGCUCGGGGCGCUGGAGCAGGGUCGUUGGGUGCACGCACUCGUCGCUUCUCUCAAGAGGAGCGGGAUGGACGUGGUGGUGGCCACCGCGCUGGUGGACAUGUACGCCAAGUGUGGGAGCCCGGAGGCGGCGACGCAGGUGUUCGCGGCCAUGCCGGAGCGCGAGCAGGACGUGUUCGCCUACAUGGCCAUGAUAUCCGGUCUGUCGGACCACGGCCGCUGCAGGGAGGUUGUCGGCCUGUUCGGCCGGAUGCAGGACCGAGGGGUGCGCCCCCACGAGGUCACACCUUAA
Lolium perenne is the source of this 1014-nucleotide messenger RNA. The record is from RefSeq and is a predicted model, not a curated record. NCBI's taxonomy places the organism in Eukaryota, Viridiplantae, Streptophyta, Magnoliopsida, Poales, Poaceae.